AUGGAUAAGCCCAAGUUUAUGAUUGCGUUUAAACCUAAGACAAAUCCUAAGUUAAAGCUCAAGUUUAAGCCUAAGCCUAAGCUUAAGCCUAAGCCUAAGCCUAAGCCUAAUCCUAAGCCUAAGCCUAAGCCUAAGCCUAAGCCUAAGCCUAAGCCUAAGCUUAAGCCUAAGCCUAAGCCUAAGCCUAAGCCUAAGCCUAAGCCUAAGUCUAAGCCUAAGCCUAAGCCUAAGCCUAAGCCUAAGCCUAAGCCUAAGCCUAAGCCUAAGCCUAAGCCUAAACCUAAACCUAAGCCUAAGCCUAAGCCUAAGCCUAAGCCUAAGCCUAAGCCUAAGCCUAAGCCUAAGCCUAAACCUAAGCCUAAGCCUAAGCCUAAGCCAAAGCCUAAGCCUAAGCCUAAGCCUAAGCCUAAGCUUAAGCCUAAGCCUAAGCCUAAGCCUAUGCCUAAGCCUACGCCUAAGCCAGUGUUAUUUGUUAAAAUGUUAUUCUUUAUCACAGAAAACGUUACAAACCUCCAAAAUACACGAGAAAACAGUUAUUUGCAGUUGA
This is a messenger RNA of Bursaphelenchus okinawaensis, 547 nucleotides long. NCBI's taxonomy places the organism in Eukaryota, Metazoa, Nematoda, Chromadorea, Rhabditida, Aphelenchoididae. The record is from the annotation of a GenBank genome assembly.